Molecule: messenger RNA, 423 nt
Organism: Eimeria necatrix
Lineage: Eukaryota; Apicomplexa; Conoidasida; Eucoccidiorida; Eimeriidae
Exons: 1
Coding region: 1-423 (140 amino acids)
Source: RefSeq, a predicted model, not a curated record
AUGAACCGAAGAAGAAGCUUUGCUGCUUGCAGCAUCUGGAAGCAGCAAAGAGAGGCAACUAAAGGGCCGCGAGCCUUGUUUCCAGCAGCAGCAGCUGCAGCAGCAGCAGCAGCAGCAGCAAGCAGCAGCCUCAACAAGCAGGGGCAGCUGCAGCAAGCAGCAGCGGCAGCGAGCAGCAGCAGCUGCAGCAAGCAGCAGCAGCUGCAGCAAGCAGCAGCAGCCGCAGCAAGCAGGAGCAGCCGCAGCAAGCAUCGGCUGCAGCAAGCAUCAACUGCAGCAAGCAGCAGCUGCAACAGCAGCAGCAUCAGCUGCAACGGCAGCAGCAUCAGCAGCAGCAUCAGCUGCAACAGCAGCAGCAUCAGCUGCAACAGCAGCAGCAUCAGCUGCAGCAGCAGCAGCAGCAGCAGCAGCUGCUGCCGGUAG